Molecule: messenger RNA, 429 nt
Organism: Striga asiatica
Lineage: Eukaryota; Viridiplantae; Streptophyta; Magnoliopsida; Lamiales; Orobanchaceae
Source: the annotation of a GenBank genome assembly
AUGUCUACUUCGGGAACGACUAUUCCGCGAAAAAAAACCAAAAAAAAUGUUGCUGGUGCUCGCACAGACCCGACAUGGAAGCAUGGCAUUGAAGUUGCACCACGAAAAGUACAAUGUAAGUACUGUCAGGUUGUUCGUCAUGGUGGCAUUUAUAGGCUAAAACAUCAUUUGACUUGUACUAGUUUUAAUGUGUGUCCAUGUCCUCAAGUCCCUGAUGAUGUUAGAAGAGAAAUUGUUGAAAUGUUGAGUAGUAACAAUGCUGGAUCAAGUAAAAAAAGAACAAUUAGUGAGACUGGUAGUUUCUCGGUUGAUGGGGAUGUUGAAGUCUUAACAUUCGAAAUAGAGGAACCAGAUGAUGCGAUCUUUCUUGUGAAAGAAAGUUCAAACCAUGAUGCGGACCGUACAUUAGCUUAUUGCUUCUGGGGAUAA